Pseudophryne corroboree (corroboree frog) is the source of this 1969-nucleotide messenger RNA. It is a transcript of the gene TMEM215, whose product is annotated as transmembrane protein 215. The transcript has a single exon. Lineage: Eukaryota; Metazoa; Chordata; Amphibia; Anura; Myobatrachidae. The record is from RefSeq and is a predicted model, not a curated record. Bases 339 to 1013 code for a protein of 224 amino acids.
UCUGGCAUCUGAAACACAAGCAUCAGACUCCCAGUGGACUCUUCUGUAAGGAUUGUGUCAGCUCCGGGAGCAAUGUCUUCACAUGUGAAUAAUCCAUCUCAUUCAGGAGUUUCUGCAAUCAUUUUAGGAUUGUUUUAACAGAGAAUGCAAGAGUGAUAAGGGACUACAGUCUGGAGUUAUCUGUGGAGGGUUUAAGGAAGCAGUUUGACUUUGUGAUACAGAAGGUGUUUUGUUUUUGUUACUUGAAUGGUUUGUUGGUUUGGUGCUAUCUAACCCAGAGGAGCUCGGAGCUGCUGGUGCCCUGAUGUUCAGAAAGUACAGUCUAAUGGUGUAGAGAGAUGAGACCAGAUGAUAUCAACCCACGUACUGGACUGGUGGUAGCUCUAAUGAGUAUAUUCCUUGUUUUUGGCUUCAUGUUUACAGUUUCUGGUUUCAAAGGGGAAACUUUGGGAUCUAUUCCACUUCUUGCCAUAGGUCCAGCUAUUUUCCUGCCUGGAGUGGCAGCUAUUACCUUGACCAGGAGGACAGAUGGCUGUACUAAGUGGCCUUACAAAUAUUGCACCUGCUGCUGUAAAAAGGGCAGAGAUAAAGAAAAUGUGGAGCUUCUGAAAACCCCAUCGGACAUGGAGUCUGGGAAGGGAAGUUCUAAUGAGCUGGACAAAAAGGCAGAACCAGAAGAAAAGGGUGAGGGCUGUGAGCCCAACAAAAUCAUCACCAUAGGGGAUUCCAGGACACUCACUGUGAAAGUGGAUGGUGAUGAGAUGGUGAGGUACAUGGACAAAUGCUAUUCCCAAAAAACAUUACCUGGAGGGGUAGAAAACAUUUGUUCUGUUUUUGAUAAAAAGUAUACCCCAGAAAGAAUAAUCUACACUGCCACAGAGGAGAGAGUUACCCUUGAUCCUAGAGAUAGUGGUGCAGCAGCCAGCUGUCAAGGGGGGGAGAGUCCUUAUAACAGGUAUUGCUGUUACAUAAAACCAACGGAAGUGAACUGGGACCAAGAGACAGUUGUGUAAAACUACGCGUACACCUAUACACUGAACAAGAAUGUUUUUGCACUGCAUGACAGAUUCAGGUUCUGUUUAAAAAAAAAAAAAAGUCCAGGUACUUCUACCUGGCAGCCUUCUGCUACGGGGUUGUUGUUGCAGACCAGCAUGUCUAGGAUUAUAGGUCACCUGUUUCCUUAGUGAUUAUUCUGGCCAAUUGGUUCAUCUGUGAACACAGUGCCUUGAUAUGUAUGCAGUGGACGUUGUCGAUCAACUAGAAGACAAUGAGCAGGGCUAACAGCGCAGGCAAGCUGAGGUGUACACAGUUAUUCCUCUCGUACACUGUAAGCUAAUUGUCUGUGGCUCCAAUAAGUUGCUGCGACAACAGUAUCUUUUUAUAUGUCAUAUAGGAUGCAAAAUAUUAUGUUACAUGUGGUGAAACAGGUACCCAUAUACUUUUCUGGCAAAUCAAUAUAUUUCAGCUUAGCACUGCAAAUAUGUGCUGCUAUUUGUAUGCUCAGAAAUAGCAUAACCCUCACUAACAUAACUGAAUGGAAUGCUGCUGUUAACAUCUGGCUAGGGUUCUUAUUCUAGGGGAACUAUCAUUAAGAAGAUACCAUUUUUCAUAUAUAAACAAAAUGCAAUUUUUUUCUUCAAGAAAGCACUUCUUUUGUUAUAUUUGUUGUUAUAUAUUGAUGCUCCAAAUCUUAUUUUGCUAUGAGUGGAGAGAUGUUAGUGAUUGACUAAACCUCUUCAUAGACUGCAAUGGCAAGAGUAAAUUUCUAUGCUAUUAAGUACUCUAUAGCAAGUACUGAGAACUGUAACAAUGCAUACAAGAAAAUAUGUCAUGUUUCACUGAUGAAAGAUAUUGAAAUGUUCAGUUAUAUUUCAAUUAUGCAAUAUAUUAAUACUGUUUCUGGUAGUAUGCCCCAUUAAUGUGCUAAUGCAAGACAGUAUUAGAAGCUGCCAUACAUUUUAUUUUUAUU